GAGGGAAUAAAAAACUCACAAGCGAGGAAGUCGCAAAAAAAUGCAAGAGGAAACGAGGCGAAAGGAAAUUAAAUUAAUAGUUUGCGCUUAAAUUGUUUGCCGUUCAUUUGUGAUAGAAACAUCGAAAACGAAGCCAAACAAAUAGAAAACAAUUUGUGCUAAGAUGACGAAUCUAUUGCUCAGCGACUUGAACAACCUCUCCACGGACAUGGAUCUGGAUGUGAAUACCGUUGCGGCUUCAGAGUCACCGCUGUCACAUUUGAACAGCACACGGAUGCUCCUGGAGUUGGCCAUGACGACAACGGCACAGACGACGUCGCUCUUUGAUGAUAACAUCAGCAUGAUUUCCACCACCGAGACGCCCUAUGUACCCUAUGGUCGGCGACCUGAGACCUACAUUGUGCCCAUCCUGUUCGCCAUCAUCUUUGUGGUGGGCGUGCUCGGCAAUGGGACACUGAUUGUGGUCUUUCUCAGCGUGCGACAGAUGCGCAAUGUUCCAAACACCUAUAUACUUUCCCUGGCGCUGGCUGAUCUGCUGGUGAUUGUGACCACUGUACCGCUGGUGUCCACCAUCUACACCAUCGAGUAUUGGCCCUUUGGCAGUUUCCUUUGCAGCGUCUCGGAGUUCAUGAAGGAUGUGUCCAUUGGCGUAUCCGUUUUUACACUGACAGCUCUCUCCAGUGAUCGAUACUUUGCUAUUGUCGAUCCGUUACGCAAGUUUCAUGCGCAUGGAGGAGGACGCCGUGCUACUCGCAUGACUUUGGCCAUUGCCGUUUCCAUUUGGCUUCUGGCCAUUCUCUGUGGCUUGCCAGCGCUGAUUGGCAGCAACCUGAAGCCCAUUGGCAUCAAUCAGGGCAAAUCGAUUGUCAUCUGUUAUCCGUUUCCGGAGGCCUGGGGCUAUAACUAUGCCAAGCUGAUGGUCACGUUGCACUUUCUGGUCUACUAUGCCAUCCCACUGGUGAUUAUAGCCGUGUUCUAUGUCCUGAUUGCCCUACACUUGAUGUACUCGGCGAAUGUACCCGGCGAAAUGCAGGGAGCGGUUCGGCAGGUUCGAGCGCGUCGCAAAGUUGCCGUAACGGUAUUGGCGUUUGUUGUCAUCUUUGGUAUUUGUUUUCUGCCCUAUCACGUCUUCUUUCUCUGGUUCUACUACUGGCCAACUGCACAACAGGAUUAUAACACGUUCUGGCAUGUGCUGCGUAUCCUCGGAUUCUGCAUGUCCUUCGCCAACAGCUGUGCCAAUCCUGUGGCCCUGUACUUUGUGAGCGGGGCGUUUCGCAAGCAUUUCAAUAGAUAUCUGUUCUGUCGGGGAGCGAGCGGACGUCGCAAGAAGCGAGACACCUUCUGCAUGCACAGGGACACAUCGCUGACCAGCACAGCCUCCAAGCGUUAUCAGUCCCGUCACUCCUGCUAUCAGAGUACCGUGCGCAGUAGCUGUCGCCUGCAGGAGACAACAAUUACAACGCUGCCCAAUGGUGGGCUUAAUGGAGCGUCAGCCAUCACGGCCGUUUCCCAUAAUGAUCCGCCGGGUUAUGAGUUUGCGCCCCUCGGUGAGUUUGGUUUGCUGAAGGACCCACAGCUGGCACACAGGAUACAGGAAUCUGCAUUAAACUAAGCGGUCCAGGUCGUAGUUACCUCCACGGAGCUAUACAGGAAGUCAACUUUAGCCAAAUUAAGCAUAAUAUUAAAUAUGUUCUUGAAAACACCAAAAAAA
Molecule: messenger RNA, 1711 nt
Organism: Drosophila innubila
Lineage: Eukaryota; Metazoa; Arthropoda; Insecta; Diptera; Drosophilidae
Product: neuropeptide CCHamide-1 receptor
Exons: 8
Coding region: 164-1612 (482 amino acids)
Biological process (GO): G protein-coupled receptor signaling pathway
Cellular component (GO): membrane
Molecular function (GO): G protein-coupled peptide receptor activity
Source: RefSeq, a predicted model, not a curated record